GAUUGGAUCACGUUCGCCUAGGAGGAGGGAUUAGUUCGGCUCCGGCUGUCAAGAUUGGCAAAGAGCUGGCGCUGCUGCGCGCAGGUAAAGGGAACAAGCGACAAAUCAAAAAAAACAUUUGUUCUGGCAGUAAGAGGAAUGCAAUGGAAGGACUCUUCUGUGAACCGUACAUGGCAUAGAAUCGACCCAUACGUUCACGUUUCCUAAAACGCGCGGCAUCCUGAGCGCCUCGCAAGAAAACCCCCCUUCUGUGUCAACGUCUGGCGGCGGACGAGCAUUGUACGAGGAACUUCGACAGCUGCGUGUUUUCAAGCAAGCCAUCAACAAAGAAUGAAACCGUUCAAACGAGCUCUGGAAGAGGAGCGCCUCAGGGAGCACGAGCUCUCGUCGGCCAUGUCGGACAGCGAUGACUCCUCGCCCCUCGACCUGUCGGGCGGAGGGCUGUCGGGGAAGCGCCGUCGCCGUGGCAACCUGCCCAAAGAGGCGGUGCAGGUUCUCAGAAGUUGGCUCUACGAUCAUCGUUUCAACGCCUAUCCCUCUGAGCAAGAGAAGCUGAGCCUCUCGAGUCAGACCAACCUGUCUGUGUUGCAGAUCUGCAAUUGGUUCAUCAAUGCACGCCGGCGCCUACUCCCCGACCUGCUCCGCAAGGACGGUAAAGACCCAACCCAGUUCACCAUCUCCCGCCGAGUCGGCUGGAAGUCCGAAGGCCGCUCGCCGACCUCCCUGGGCGCGGCGAUGUCCCCGGGGAGUCCCUCGGCCCCGGCCCAACCUCGGCCGUCCGUGAUCCGUUCCGCCCCCACAUUAGACCUCAGCCUUCUGGGGAACACGGCGACCGCCAUCCUGACUGGCGGCGGCUACCCCGGGCGGGAAGGAGCGGUGCAGGCCCUGAUGAGGCUGGACACCCAGAGUUUGCUGAAGGAGGCGGAGGAGCGGGGACUCUGCGCCACGGUCAUCACCAGCACGGGGUCUGCCUCGAGCCCCCACAGCGGGCUCUUCAACACGCCUCCCCCCACGCCGCCGGAGCUGUUCCCCACCCAGGACUUCAGUGACCUGCGGCUUCUGGUGGACGCAGCCCUGCAGAGGGCAGCGGAGCAGGAGAACAUGAAGCGGCUCAUAGAGGGCCAGAUUAGGUCCGCUGUGAAGACGGAGCCCCUGGAGGCGCCGUGCGCCGACGGCGCCAUCGAGAUGAGCCCCACCCCUCCGCCAGAGGACCGCCAUCAAGUGAUGGAAGCCUCCCGAGUGCAGAGUCUCAUGGAGAAGGCCAUGGUCCUGACGGUCUCCUCUCCCGUCUCUGACCCCAUGAGGGCUGCAGUACCGGUGUCUGUAGUGGCAGCUCAAUGUCUAGAUUCUAUCCAUGUCUCUUCGCCAUGGCAGUCUCCUCUCUCGAUGGCCAAGGUCCCGUACAGCUCUGUGCAGAUGUCCAUAGUAGGAUCCACAAGCCCUCGUCAAUCUCCAAUUUCGCCCGCCCACCAAGGCAUCUCGAUGCCAGUGUCCACUCCCGUUUCAGAACAACCUCAUUCACAGAACCCCACCUCUACCCACUCUGUGGCCCCAGCUUCUGAGCCACUUACGACCUCAAACUCCAGUUUGGCUCCGGUCUCCACAACAUUUACUUAUAGUCCAUCUGGCCCCGCAGCUCGUAGUUCACCUUCUGGUGCUGAGCAAGUGCUUCACCAAGUCUCCAUCGGUUCUAGCCAGGCUUCCAGCCCAACUAUGGGUCUCAUUGGAGUCUCUCCUUCCUGCUCCCCCAUCCCGGCCUCCAAGAAAGUCCAUAACUCGUCGUUCCACCAAUCCCCAUUAAUCCAGGUCAGGGUUCCAAGCCCCUCACCCGGCAGAACCCUGUCCUCGCCUGCGUCUCCCGGCCACACCCCAGUGUCUGCCUCAGGCCAAGCCCCCAUGCGUCCGCCCUCCUCCUCCACCCCGGCCUCCUCACCCACCCAAGCUGUUACCCCAGCCCUGGGUCAGGUUCCCCAUCUCCCCACGACCUCCCAGGCCGCGCCCUACACUCUGACCAGCAGCACCCAGAGGAGUGCUGCGGCGGGGCCCAGUGUGUGGGGCGUCGUCCACGGUGACGCCAGGCAGCCCUCGCCCCACCCUGUGGUCAAGAGUGCCAUCCCCACCGUGUGGAACCCGCAGCACGGGCUGCGUGCAGUGAGUGAACCAGUGAACUGAAUAGGGAGACUGUUCUGUGGGUGGACGCGUGUGUGUACCUUACACAAGGACAGGGGCCCGAACUGUCAAAGACUGGCCAACGAUGUAUAUAGGAGAAUGUAACCACAUCAUUUGUUAGAUUAAGUAUUAGCUUGUAGGAGGAGAAGAACUGGAUUACAUUCUUGCAAUCUUGGAUGAAGAGAAGGGCGGUGCAAAAUAGUCAUGUUUUAAAGACUCUUUCCCGAGCAACAUUUUUUAGCAUUUUAAAUAGAACUCCUGAUGUAGGCAUUUGCUGUUUGGUGAAAACAUUUUAACGGCAGCCUUCCAAACCAACAUUCCAGAAAGCAAAAUGUAUUCAUUCAGUAUGCCAUUUUCCCGUUCUGUCUUCGCCCUUUCCAUGUUGUUUGAGUAAAGGGUUAAAGAGCUCUAAAAACCGUUAAAAAUGUAAAUGGGUUUAACUGCCAGCAUAGCCAGCCUCUUCAGGAGCAGUGCUGGACUGAAUUGAAUGUAUUAUGAAAUAGUAUUUGAUAACCUGCCAGGAGGCCUUUUUUUAUCAUUCCCCACCAGUCUUAAAGAAGAAAAGGCAGAUGUGAGUUUAUUCCAUGGGUCACAAAAGCAUCAUGCUCCACUAUAGCUGUGCACUUUAGAUAUUGUGUUUUUCAUUCGAUUUUUGGGGGGGGGGGCAGGCCCAAUUGUUCUGAUCAUUCCACCCAGCCCACCCUUCACCCUGUGAGAGCGGACGGGGAAGAGGAGACAUUGAUUGUACUGCAGUGGGUCUGGCUGCAUGAGAUGCCUCCGCUGCGCCUGUCCCCGUCUCGCUCUCUCUCCCCUCCUGCCAUCCUCUGAUGUCUUCCUAAGGCGGAACAGCGGCUGUCCGUUUGAUCCCAGGCCUACCGAUCCUCGCCCCUUACUCUCAGAAAUACCCCCCCCUUUAUGGAGGGCCCGGAUCAGAGCGUAUUCUGUGAUUUCAUUUUUAGCAUGAUGUCUUGGCAAACAGAAUUCUGAAAGAUGUACAAACAUACAUUUAUAUAUAUAUAUAUAUAUAUAU
Messenger RNA from Gadus chalcogrammus (walleye pollock), 3199 nucleotides. Its product is annotated as mucin-2-like. Lineage: Eukaryota; Metazoa; Chordata; Actinopteri; Gadiformes; Gadidae. Gene Ontology annotation, molecular function: DNA-binding transcription factor activity, RNA polymerase II-specific; RNA polymerase II cis-regulatory region sequence-specific DNA binding. The record is from RefSeq and is a predicted model, not a curated record. Bases 331 to 2172 code for a protein of 613 amino acids. The transcript is spliced from 3 exons. Gene Ontology annotation, biological process: regulation of transcription by RNA polymerase II.